GAUUUUCGAAGAUAGUCAUCGACAACACCCUUUUAAAAUAUUUGAGACUAGAACCAUAAGACAAAGGGCACAUCAUGCCCGCAGCCACAACCUCUGGGGCUGAUGCCUCAAACGGAUCGUCCGCCCACAACCGCCAGCACAACCAGGGCAACCAAGAGCGCAAAUACACAGCCGAGCAGAAGGCUGCGGUCCUGCGAAUCCGGAAAUGCGAACCCACCGCCUUUUACGAGAUCCUCGAGGUGUCCAAGACAUGUACCGACGCCGAGAUCAAGAAGGCCUACCGCAAGCAGUCCCUGCUGACACAUCCGGACAAGAACGGCCACGAGCACGCCGACGAGGCAUUCAAAAUGGUGUCGCGCGCCUUCAGCGUCCUGGGUGACAAGGAGAAACGCGACAAGUACGACCGCUUCGGAACCGACCCGGACAGUAGGUUUGCCAGCGCGCAGCAGCAGAAUCCGUUUGCCGGCUUUGCGAAUAGGGGAGCAGCAAGGGCGCAUCAGGGAGGCAUGUGGGGAGACGACGCAGACAUCAGCCCCGAGGAAAUGUUUGCGAGGUUCUUUGGCGGGGGAGGUUUUGGUGGGGGUCCCUUCGGAGCCGCUUUCGACGGAGGGCCGCAGUUCGUCUUCAACUUUGGCGGCGGGCCUGGUAUUCGGGUGCACCAAUUCGGCGGAGGAAGGCCCAGGACUCGUCCUCGGCAGGCUGGACAGCAACAAGAAGGAGGCAAUAGUAUGUGGAGCACAUUGAUGAGCCUCUUGCCCAUCAUUAUUCUCUUCAUCUUCCCCAUGAUCUCUUCGCUGUUCUCCGGAGCAACAACGGGGCCAUCAACACCGGCCAUGGCCUUUGAGCAGGCCAUACCCCCUUACACAAUGGCACGUAAAAUGCCCAACGUCAAGGUCAAUUACUAUGUCAACCCAAACGACGUCAGGCAUUAUUCUGCCUCGAAGCUGUACAACUUGGAUCAGAAGGCCGAGCUCAUCUUUGUGCAGCAGCUACAGCAACAGUGCGAACGAGAGAUGACAGAGAAGCGGCGGUUGAUCGAGGAGGCCCAGGGGUGGUUCCGUACAGAUCAAGAGAAGUUGGCCAAGGCCGAAAGGUUCGAGACACCAGCUUGUAUCAGGAUCAAGAACCUUUAUUCUCCAGGAUCGAAAUACUAAAACGGAGGUUGAUAUUUGUCUUGCGGAGAGGGUUGUCGUGAUGUGGAGGCUGUUUUGUGUUGGGCCCAAACGCUGGGCAGUAUUAGUGAGCUGUAGGCAUAGCAUGCAGUUCCGUGGGAGACCUUCUUGAGUAGACCAACAGACGGAGCGGAAGUCGAAACGUAUACUUAAUGCGUACUGGCUAACGUCUUAUGAGAAAUGAUGUUUGUGUAAUCCUAAUAUAAAUACUAUCUGUGUAUU
Messenger RNA from Neurospora tetrasperma FGSC 2508, 1394 nucleotides. RefSeq lists its product as uncharacterized. The record is from RefSeq and is a predicted model, not a curated record. Gene Ontology annotation, cellular component: endoplasmic reticulum membrane. Gene Ontology annotation, biological process: cellular response to misfolded protein. Bases 75 to 1154 code for a protein of 359 amino acids. The transcript is spliced from 2 exons. Gene Ontology annotation, molecular function: Hsp70 protein binding. NCBI's taxonomy places the organism in Eukaryota, Fungi, Ascomycota, Sordariomycetes, Sordariales, Sordariaceae.